AUGACGUCACUCAAGCAUGGCGUCAACUUAAGCCGGAGGGCCUGCAGGCGAGCGUUUGGUCUCUUCACCGCUGCUGCACUUUUGACUGUCGCCAACACAAAUCCUAUUGAAAGUACGACAAAAUCGAGUCCGUCCAUUGCAGUAGAUGGGAUCUCAACGUAUCCGGGGCUUGGCUUUGGGCCCAUGGGUCCUGUUGCCCCUUUACCCGGAGAGCCGCCGGGGACCCAGUUGCGUCAGAAGCAAGAAAUCACAACAGCUACCCCAUCAACAGAAGAGCCCAAGAAGGAAAGAACCCUUGUAAUAGCAGCGUUUGAAUUUCAUCGUGUAGAAACACCAUUCUUGAUUGGAUUAUGGAUUUUCUUUGCGAGUAUUGCCAAAAUAGGUUAG
This is a messenger RNA of Pieris macdunnoughi, 387 nucleotides long. Lineage: Eukaryota; Metazoa; Arthropoda; Insecta; Lepidoptera; Pieridae. The record is from the annotation of a GenBank genome assembly.